Molecule: messenger RNA, 1921 nt
Organism: Hemicordylus capensis (graceful crag lizard)
Lineage: Eukaryota; Metazoa; Chordata; Lepidosauria; Squamata; Cordylidae
Exons: 3
Coding region: 21-1850 (609 amino acids)
Source: RefSeq, a predicted model, not a curated record
UAAAUAAACGCACCCUUCUGAUGUUCAGGAGGUCCUGCAUUGACACCGUUUCCGCCUUGUUUGUUCCCUCAUCUGGUGACCCCGACGUGAUCCAGAUCCCUCAGCACCCUGCUUACGCGACUGGAACAGUCUUCUUAGUGCACUCAGCUUCGGCUCCCUCGUUGCGCUGGUCCAGACGAACAUUGCCAGUGGAAAGCCAACUCGCCCGUUGUGGGUACCUGCCCGCUGUGUUCGACCCACCCAGGAUGUCGUGGCAUCAAGGUCUGUCCAACCCGAUCCCGAACUUCGGUCUCCACCUGAAGGAGAGCUUCCCGGCACAGCCCCGACAACGAGGCAGCAACAGGAAGAACAACCCGCCAGUGACCUGGGGAAUGGUGAAGAAUCUGGCAGCGCAGGCGACCGUGCUCCUGGAGCAGGAGGAAAAAGAAAAGACCCCUGAGAACUUUCUGGCAGCCGUGUUUGCAGCCCUGAAUGCAAAUUCUUGCCUUAUUCUGUUUUGUUAUUUCUUCUGCCUUUUUUAUGUACCUACUGAAGCUUUGCCCUUGGCUUCCCUUUCACACCCCAACAUGUGGGUCCGUCACGCGUAUUAUAUGUUUCACACCCAUGGAACCAAUGUCUCCCUGAUAUAUGAGCACCCUUUAUCUGUGUCCCACCUGUCCUUUUUGCCCACCCCCAUCAAUAGCCCGGAAGUAAUUGUAGGCCAGAUGCAGAACCUUAAGCGGUCCAUGCUAUUUUCCGACCCCCCCGGUGAAUUGAAUGCAACGACGUUCCGUCUUUUACGGUAUCGUCGCGCGCUCCCAGGCCUUUGCUUCUGUUGCCAUAAUUCUGGCACCUGGGAUAACAAGUGGAAAGAUCAUAAAAAGGUGGGCUAUUGGAGAAAAGGCGCAGGCAACUACUCGGGAUGUACUGAUCGGUUUUACUUGUAUGGAACGUAUAAUAAUUCUUACGUGUUUAAUGUAACAGCUUUGAAUGGCUCUUUAGAUGAUCUUUACACCGCCUUCCCCAUGUUCACUCCCAACUUGACUGGCCUCUCUGGGGGCUCCAUCUGCAACGGAUGGCAAAUCAAGGACCCCAACUUAUGGUUCUUUUUUAACUCCACUGCCACAAACUAUCAUCCCGGCCAACACCUGUGCGCGGCAGUGGGCUACCUAACGCUUCCGGUGCAAGUUGUGACACCGGCAGCAACCCGUCCCAGCCCGCAACGAGCCCGUAGGGAGGCCAUGGGGCCGCAGUGCCAAGAUGAGGUCAUUGUGGGACCUCAACUCUCUGAGGGCUCUUCGGGCGGGCGGGCCUUCGCAGGUUUGUUUACUGGAUUUCUGACUCUUGGCUCCUAUCCAGGAAUCAUAGCGCAGGAAAACCGGCGGUCCAUUAUUGGCCUCACGUGCCGCUUAGAAAAAACCAUCAAUGCUACUGGACGCAUAGCUCGCGACCUCCAGGAGGAACUAGCUGGCCUCCACCAAGAUCAAAUGCAGCUUCGAUUUGCAGUAGACUUUCUUUUAGCUAAGAGUGGAGGAUUCUGCUCUGUUGUAGGCUCCUCUGGCUGUCAGGUACACUACCAUGAUUUAAACCGCACAAUUGAAGAUGAGCUUGCUCAUCUGCAAUCCCUGAUCACAAAUAAUGUGGCAGGCGCCCAGAAUCCCUUCGCCUGGCUUUGGGACUGGUUGCCUGGCCUCCCUUGGCUUCGCUAUGUCCUCCUGACUAUCGUCGGUGUAUUGAGUGUCGGGGUUCUGCUAUGUUGCUGUAUACAAUGUGUCCCCUCCUUUUUUACCCUCCUCCGACCACACGCUCCUACACGCCGAGAGCUUUAUUAUGCAUAUCACCGUGUGAAAACAGAAAAGGGGGAGAUGUAGGCUGAUAAGGGUAAACACCCCACCCAGGACUGGCAUACCAUACUGGAAUGUGGCGGUCGCACCCUGAUAAG